AGGACCUGGAUCUGCAUUUGCAAUUCCUCAUAUUUGAUUGUUUUUAGCUCCUUUUUCUCAUUUCCUCCAAAAGAUUGGAAAAAUAUUUUAUUCCGACUUAGAGCGUAAAUGCAGUUUUUAUUUACUAACAGGCCACCUCUCGUCCGACCUACCCAUACUUGAUACCCCAGCAUGAAAAUCAAGAUGGCGACAAUUCGUGGCUUUUAGGACUUAGGCCUCCUCCUCAAGUAGAACGUGAAGAUGUCUCCUCCUUCUCUGUUGUUCUCUGUAGCUGCUUGUGCAGCUGCUUUCGGAUGCAGUCGGGUAGCAGUAGUUUUCGCUGUAUUUCCUGUAGACGGGUCGUGGUCCACAUCCAGAUCCAGUUCCACCACCUCCGAGCGGUUGAGACCUUCAUUUCGUCCGAGAACAACAAGACGAAAUCGAAAACAAACAUCGACGGAGGUAGUAGAAGACGAAGAGCGUACAAAUUCCUGGAGGACGUCGACAAGUAGAAGAAUUCCUCAUGCACCUAUUGUCCCUGGAGGUCCUGGUGAUGCUGGUGGCCUGCUUGUUGGCGCUGCUGGCACCGAUGAAAAUCAUGACGAGAGGUGGACAUCAAGAAGGGACAUGAGCAAGAACUUCUACAGAAAGGUGAAUUUUCUCCAGGGAGGGGCCACGUCGAAAGUAUCAACAUCGCCUUCCACGACAACAACUACCAUCAGCACGAUCCCCGCCCGGCACCUCAUUAGUAGUGUUGGUGGAAACGAAAUUGGAACAAUUGGAGACGAGCAAGACGAGCAGGAGAGAAGUGGCGAGGGAAUACUGAUGAACAGGACUUCUGAAAAUAAUACACUUGAUCGCGGUCCACCACCUGCACCUUCGCCAAUGCUUCCGCAGCCAACAUCAAGUGCAGGGGAUACAGAAGAUCAAGGGACGAGCUACAACGCUUCUAGUGCUGGUACAACAACUUUACUUUAACUUCUUGACAAAUUGUUAGUAGUACAACAACGUAUAAUGCUGAGUCUUCUCCCUAGUCAUUCGGUAAUUGCGCAAAUUUUUUUUCAUUUGCCCCUUGACUAUUUUCAAAAUGAAUAGAUACAACAACUUUCUCAUCAAUCUGAUAUUAAUUUUUGAACAGAUCUCGCUCUUUCCACGACCGUGACCCCGCCGAGCAAACCCUGCGGGAUCGAUGUUUGGGCAGUACAACUGGACAAAGUCAGAUUGCGUUACUAUGUUCUCGGCGAGGAAGCAACCGCGAAUUGCGGACGGUGUGGCACGACCAUCACCACUUACGAGGAACGAAUGUCUACAAGCUUCCCGUAUGCAUUUCAAAUAUGUCUGGGUCUGGAAGGUAGCAACUUGUGAAGCUGUCUUUGGAUUUGAAAAAAAUCUGAAUCUGUAUUGCGUGACCAGCAACAGGAGUCCAGUUUGUGUCACGCGGAGAGGGAAUUUCUCAUGCGGAAUAGGCACUAGGGAGCCCUCUAAAAAUCUGUGAUGCUAGAUCAUGCAUUACAUGCAUCAUGGAUCAUACAUACUAUGCAUCACAAAUCCCGAAAUCUUCCGACCCAGACAUUUUUGCAUUUGAUAAUUGGGACGGCCCUGCUGGAGGGUGUCACGUGCAGGAUGUGCGGCCGUUGCUCGGCCUAGGGAUUCCGGAGCUUGAGGCGUACGCUAGGGCACCCGAGAACGCCCCGGAGUUUCAGUUUAACACCCGCACGGAAGGACCAAAUACAGGGCAACCUCUUCAUACCCCGGUCUGCGUUUAA
Molecule: messenger RNA, 1745 nt
Organism: Amoebophrya sp. A120
Lineage: Eukaryota; Dinophyceae; Syndiniales; Amoebophryaceae
Source: the annotation of a GenBank genome assembly